Molecule: messenger RNA, 1229 nt
Organism: Paralichthys olivaceus (Japanese flounder)
Lineage: Eukaryota; Metazoa; Chordata; Actinopteri; Pleuronectiformes; Paralichthyidae
Source: RefSeq, a predicted model, not a curated record
GGUAUUCUGAAUCAUAGACAUUAUUAGAUUUGCCAGACUUGUAGACUCCACAGAUUCUUCGUCUGAUGCAGUCUUUGGUUUAUUUUCUUCCUGGGGUCUUUUAGUACAAGUGGUUUCAGAUGAUCAACACACAUCAAACCCAAACUGCAGAGUGAAGCAGGGAUUGGUGCGCGCUCCUGUCGCUGUAAAGGGAGCGCGCUCGCCGCAUUUAAAGCUGUCACAUCUCCUGCGUCAUUACUACACGCUGCCUGUCUGAGUGGAGUUUACAUUCAGGGCACGGAGCGACAACACACACUUACACACACACACACACACACACACACACACACACUCUGCAGGAGCACAGCGCCAUGGCGUCUGCCAGUGUAGUGGGGCAGCACCCGGGUCAGCACCGGCUGGACUCGGACCCGCCGCUCUUUGUCUUCAAACUGACCGGCGUCAGGAAGAAGAUCACCCCGCCGAGGAAACCGUCUCGGGAGAAGCUGAUGUUCAGGAGGAGGUCGGGCAGCGGCGGGGAGAGCGGGUCUGUCCCCGGUGUGGAGGGAGCGGGAAGUCAAGCGGGAGAAGCGCCGCUGAGGGGAGGAAUGAUGCCCGGGGAAGGAGACGGAGCUGCGCCACGUAGCCCGGACCAGGAGGGCAGCGGAGGCUGCGACAGGCGCGGGGCCCGGGACAGUCCAACACGGAUCAUCACCGCCGCUGACCGCAACCUACACUGUGUCACCGGUAACAAUAAUAAUAACACCGGUGGUCGCAGGGGGACUUCUCUCAAGAGGUCCGGCAUCACUGUCAUGCACAGCGAUGUCAGCUGCCGGCACCGAGACCGGGAGACUUGGAACGGAGACGGAGGGCAUGAGAGCAACUCCUCGUCCGUGGCAGCGUCGGGACACAACGGAGGUCCUCCGCUGGAGCGGCUCACUCAGGCCCGGAGCGGAGUGGUGAGACUGGCCCGCCUCGAGCCUUCCCGCAGGCAGGCCUGGUCCAUCUUCCCCCAGGGGCUGGACCCCCGGGUGAGGACCGAGAGGGGUGAAGGACAUCGGUUCGAGUCUAAGCCCGUAACGCAGGACUGGUGUGACGCCUGUAGUCAUAAGAUCACAGCUCAGGCACUCAAAUGUCAAAGUAAGUCACAGUCCUCCAACGUGUUUCUCUGUAUUGAUCAGAGGAUAAGAGUUGUUUUCAUGAGUCAUCUGUUGGCUGUGUCAUCUGUCAUCCGUGCACAUCAAUACCACUAG